Messenger RNA from Corythoichthys intestinalis (scribbled pipefish), 877 nucleotides. It is a transcript of the gene prdx6, whose product is annotated as peroxiredoxin 6. Gene Ontology annotation, molecular function: peroxiredoxin activity. Lineage: Eukaryota; Metazoa; Chordata; Actinopteri; Syngnathiformes; Syngnathidae. The record is from RefSeq and is a predicted model, not a curated record. Gene Ontology annotation, cellular component: cytosol; mitochondrion. The coding region runs from base 87 to 752 and encodes 221 amino acids. The transcript is spliced from 5 exons. Gene Ontology annotation, biological process: cell redox homeostasis; cellular oxidant detoxification.
CGUGUUUAGCUCAGCCUCAGACAGCUUUUGACGCAGCCGAAUUGACACCAAGUAUUUUCGCCGCGUGGAGCAAAGAAGCGCUUAACAUGCCUGGAAUCCUCCUGGGGGACGUGUUUCCCGACUUUGAGGCCGACACCACCAUCGGCCGGAUUAAGUUUCACGAUUUCCUGGGCAAUUCAUGGGGUAUCCUGUUCUCACAUCCGAAGGACUUCACUCCCGUGUGCACCACCGAGUUGGCGUGUGCCGCCAGUCUCAGCGACAGUUUUGCCAAAAGAGGUGUCAAGAUGAUCGCCCUGUCCGUGGAUAGCGUGGAGGACCAUCAUGGGUGGAGCAAGGAUAUAAUGGAUUUCAACAGUCAGGCUUCCGGUCCUUUGCCCUUCCCCAUCAUUGCCGACCACAAGAGGGAGCUGGCCACCAAGCUUGGAAUGCUGGACCCCGACGAGAUUGAUGGCGAUGGCAUCCCGCUCACCGCUCGCUGCGUGUUUGUGGUCGGGCCUGACAAACGUCUGAAGUUGUCCAUCCUCUACCCCGCGACUACCGGGAGAAAUUUUGAUGAACUGCUGCGUGUUAUCGACUCAUUGCAGCUCACCGCGCAGAAGAAGGUGGCUACACCAGUUGACUGGAAGCCCGGAGACAAAGUCAUGGUGCUUCCCAACAUUUCCGACGCCGAUGCCGCAGUUCUUUUCCCCCAAGGUGUGACCACUAAAGAGGUGCCUUCUGGGAAAAAAUACAUGCGCUACACUCAGCUGUGAAGACCACCUCCCCAUUGAGUACACCCUUUCCCUAUCGAGUUAAACUAAUACACAGCAACACCAAACCCAUAAUUAGUGCCUUUUGUACAAUCAUUUAAUAAACAAUCUUUGGACUUAAAUUGAAA